Molecule: messenger RNA, 1613 nt
Organism: Acinonyx jubatus (cheetah)
Lineage: Eukaryota; Metazoa; Chordata; Mammalia; Carnivora; Felidae
Gene: KLK7
Product: kallikrein related peptidase 7
Exons: 6
Coding region: 217-990 (257 amino acids)
Biological process (GO): proteolysis; positive regulation of antibacterial peptide production
Molecular function (GO): serine-type endopeptidase activity
Source: RefSeq, a predicted model, not a curated record
AGGGGGGGUGUCUCAGAGCCGGCUCCACCUGCACCCCAGGGCGCUGGGGGCGGGCGUGGGGGUGGAGGUGGUAUAAGAGGGCCGCCCUGCACAGGGCUGGACACGCUUGGCUCCCGACUGAGUCCGGAGCCGAGAUCACAUCAGACCCUCCAGAGUCCCAGCAGAAGAGGCCCUUCCUCUGCCUGGCAGCCCCUGGCGAGGCUCAGAGAGGCCACCAUGGCAGGAUCCCUUCUCUUGCCACUGCAGAUCCUACUGUGGUCUCUAGCCCUGAGAUCUGCUGCACAAGAAGCCCAGGGUGACAAGAGUGGGGAGAAGAUUAUUGAUGGAGUCCCAUGUACAAGAGGCUCCCAACCCUGGCAGGUGGCCCUGCUCCGGGGCAAUCAGCUUCACUGUGGAGGUGUGUUGCUCAAUGAGCAGUGGGUGCUCACCGCUGCCCACUGCAAGAUGAGUGAGUACCAGGUGCACAUGGGCAGUGAUCAGCUGGGUGAUAAGAGAGCCCAGAAGAUCCGGGCCACACAGUCAUUCCGCCACCCUGGCUACUCCACUCAGACCCAUGUUAAUGACCUCAUGCUUGUGAAGCUGGAUCACCAAGCCAGGCUGUCGUCGAGUGUGAGGAAAGUCAAGCUGUCCUCCCGCUGUGAACCCCCUGGGACCACAUGCACUGUUUCUGGCUGGGGCACCACCACCAGCCCGGAUGUGACCUUUCCAUCGACCCUAAUGUGCACAGAUGUCAGACUCAUCUCCUCCCAGGACUGCAAGAAGGUUUACAAGGACCUGUUGGGAAAGUCCAUGCUGUGUGCUGGCAUCCCCAACUCCAAGACCAAUGCCUGCAAUGGUGACUCAGGGGGACCACUGAUGUGCAAAGGUACCCUGCAAGGCCUGGUGUCCUGGGGAACUUUCCCUUGUGGCCAACCCAAUGACCCAGGUGUCUAUACCCAAGUCUGCAAGUACUUCAAGUGGAUAAAUGAGACCAUGAGAAGGCAUGGCUAAUCUCUGCAUACCUCCCAUCUCUUCAUCUAUACUCCUGGAACAAGAAAUUUACAGAAAUAAGGACGUGAUGAACUGUGGUCAUUAUUUGACCUUACCUUUCCUCAAAGACAUGUUACAACCUCAACAAUAUGCCAUGUGUGUAAACCAAUCAAAUCAACAAAGGCCUAACACACAAAAACCUCAGUAUUGGUAAAGACCAGCACUCUUAACCAGCGGAACUGUAAAUCAUGCAAUUUUUAUGUAAGGCAGUUUGGUAAGGUGAAUUGAGACCCUUAGUUACCACCGUUGACCCUGUGAUUCUGGUUUAGAAAGAUAUUACUGAAAAAAUAAACUAAAAAUCCAACUGCGGAGCAAGGUUUGAAUUCAUCACAACAGUAUCCUGGCAAAACAGUGGAAACACUGAACAUGUCCCAAAUCGGUGGAUUGUUUAGAUCAAUAAUAGGCCCGUUUGGGACAAGGAUGUUAGGAAGCUGUUAAGGAUAAUAACUUUGCAGCAUUGCUAGUGUUAUUCAAGAAUGUUUGUGUUGUAUGAUGGAACAUGAAAAAAGAGAUACAAAUAUGUGUAUGUGACUCUAGCCAUGUGAAAUGAAAUAGUCACAGAAUAAAAUCCGAAAAGACAUGUA